This is a messenger RNA of Closterium sp. Naga37s-1, 564 nucleotides long. NCBI's taxonomy places the organism in Eukaryota, Viridiplantae, Streptophyta, Zygnematophyceae, Desmidiales, Closteriaceae. The record is from the annotation of a GenBank genome assembly.
AUGGUCGACAUUAAGGUCAACUCCGCCGUACAGAAGGGCAUGCCGUUCAAGUUCUACCAGGGAAAGACCGGUCGUGUCUGGAACGUCACCAAGCGCGCUCUUGGCGUGGAAGUCAACAAGCAGGUGAACACCCGCAUUGUGCGCAAGCGCCUUCACGUGCGCAUUGAGCACCUGACGCCCUCCCGCUGCAACGUGGACUUCAAGGCGCGGGUGAAGGCCAACGAGGAGCACAAGGCUGCCAACGCCGAGGCCCGCAAGGCCGCCGGCGGAGCCGCCAAGGAGAAGAAGUACAAGAAGCCGGCGCCCAUGACCCUCGAGUACCUGCAGGCUCUGGAGAAGCGCAACGCGCGCCCGAAAAAGUCGGACGAGGAGAAGGCGAAGCUGCAUGAAGAGGACAGGAAGAAGCGGGCGGUGAAGGCGCUGGAGCCGCCCGCUCCGGUGGUGGUGGGCGGCAAGAGGAAGCCCCUGGGCCCCCGGCCAGGGUUCCUUGUGCCCGGCACGACCAUGGAGACUGUUACGCCUAUUCCGUACGAUGUGGUUAACGAUCUUAAGGGAGGAUAUUAA